Messenger RNA from Uranotaenia lowii, 1817 nucleotides. RefSeq names its product zinc finger and BTB domain-containing protein 41-like. Gene Ontology annotation, cellular component: nucleus. NCBI's taxonomy places the organism in Eukaryota, Metazoa, Arthropoda, Insecta, Diptera, Culicidae. The coding region runs from base 101 to 1678 and encodes 525 amino acids. Gene Ontology annotation, molecular function: DNA-binding transcription factor activity, RNA polymerase II-specific; RNA polymerase II cis-regulatory region sequence-specific DNA binding; zinc ion binding. Gene Ontology annotation, biological process: regulation of DNA-templated transcription. The record is from RefSeq and is a predicted model, not a curated record. The transcript is spliced from 7 exons.
UCUCAUUCGAGAGGCGGACUUUCCAUCGGAUAUUUCUUCAUGAAUCUAAUUUUCUUUCUAAGUAAUUUUAAGUCAUUCAAAGCAUUAGUGUUAAAAGAAAAUGUACGAUAUAAAAUGUGCCAUUCCUGGAUGCAAAACCAUACUGAGUUCCAAGCGAGAGGGAUUCGGAUUCCCGCAAGAUUUAGAGCUAUGCUUGAAAUGGUUACAGAUAUGUAACAACAGUAGACUUCUAACAGUUUUCCAGUCGAGAGGAAUGACUGCCGUUCGAAGUAGUCGCAUUUGUGCUUCACAUUUCGAUGUGCAACAAUGGAACAAUCCAGCAGAUUCUUCCAAAGGGUUAAAAAUUGGAACCAUGCCUAACCCACAAAUCAAAAUUGAAAAAAAUCAGGGCAUUGCUGAAUCAUCUGGAGAAAAUAAAAUGGUUAAGGAUCAGUUGCAGAUUUUCAAACCAGAAGUCAUAAGUGACGAAGAACCAAUAGAAGAGGAACAGUUAUCAGCUACCAACUAUGACACGGAUCGAUCGGAUGACCAAGUAAUAGUUUUCCAAAGAAAAUCCAAAAAGGAUUUUAUCAAGAGUGAAACUAGUAAAGUCUUGAAAGAAAAUGACAAGCAACUGGAGGAACAAAAUAACAAACCGGUUGACUUACCACAAAACGAUACUGAUAGAACCAUUUGCUGCAUUUGCAAUACCGUUACUGUGGGAGAUACAAAGCAUAUAUUCGAUGAAAGUCUUCAUGGUAAUAAAUAUCAUGAAAUUUUACAAGAAAGUUUAAGCAUUGAGAUUCCGGCUAACCGAACAUCGAACAUCUUACAAUGUUGCAUGAGUUGUUCAGAUUUCCUCGAUGAACUUUAUCUAUUCGCUCGUCAGUGUCGAAAAAGUUUCUCGGAACUAAACAAACGAACAGAUUCCAGACAACACGGGAAAUAUGAUAACUUUGAUGCAGAAGGAAACAGUUCAACUGGAUUUGAUGACUUCAUUAUCAAAGACGAGCCAAGCGUUGUCGACGGCAACAUUUAUGAUGAAUCGGAUGAUUCUUCAGAUUCUAUGAAUCUACUGAAAGAAUCCCGAAAUCAAACUAGGCGUCUUUUGGAAGAAAAUCCCAAAAAUAAAUCGCCUAAUAUGGUUCAGUGCAAAAUAUGUGGCCACACUUAUAAGAAUCAACAACUUUUAGAUGUUCAUAUGAACAUCCACACUAGAAAAAUGAAAUUUUCUUGCAGAUUUUGUGAUAAAACGUUUUAUCUUCGUCGUUCCUGUGUGGCACAUGAGCGAUGCCACGAAGAUAAAAUUAACAAUGUGAAGUACGUAUGUGAUGAAUGUGGACAACCCUACGGUAGAGAAGACGCUUUGCAGGCUCACAUUGCAGUAUCACACCGUGGAAUAAGCCGAUACGGUUGUAAAAUGUGCAAAUACCGUACUAAUAUAAGACCACGGCUGUUAGAACACGUCCGGUCUCAGCAUACCGAAAUGCGGCCCUAUCAGUGCACCGUUUGCCAGAGUACAUUUGCGGUGCUACCGUCCUACUAUCGGCAUCUAAGAAAGCAUCGGGACCGGGAGCAAAAGUAUAGGGACCUGAAGCGGGACAUCAAAUGUAGCUACUGCCAGGAAACGUUUGCCGGUGCUGCGCAAGUCGAGAAGCAUCUAGCUACCAACCAUAAGGAGAAAAUGAUUAUAAUUUAAGUUAAUUUAUUCGUAUUUUUUUAGAUAUUAUUUAGUUUAGUAGAAUGAACAUCUUUUUGUACUAAUCCAAUGGAUUUAAAAUGAAGUUUGCAAUGAAAUAUCAAUGGAGUCAAAGAAUAAAGCAUUGAAUUAAACCACA